CAGAACAAGAGAGGUUGCUGUGAGCGCGCAGAGAGAGCGAAAGUCCGGCUGUUAAGGCUGUCAGUGCUUUUCUAAAGCAACGUGACAAGCUGGACGAAGAAACUGAGAAAGAAAAACAGACCCAAGCAGAGCUGCAAAAAGAGAUCACGAUUAUGGAGAAAAAUCUGGCGGAAACGAGAAGAGGACAGGCUUCCCACGGUCACAAUUCUCAGCCCCGCGACAUUCAGAAGGCCACGCGUACCACACAGAGCAAACUGGAUCAGUCUCGUGCUCGCUUUAACGAACAGAUGAAGAUAAACAGCCAACUCAGAAAAGAUAUUGAGAUGCUACACAUGCAGCGUACCCGAUUCCAGCAGCUGUAUCGCAAACUGGAGAAGGUAUUGCAAGAUAUGCGUAAGGAUAUUGCUGAAGUUGUCGACAAGUCAGCCACAGCUUAUGAUGCGAAAGUGGAUGCUCAGACCAAAACAACCAUGAUAAAGGAGAAGGUGGUGAAGGAUCUUGCACAGUACUCAGCUGAGAUGCAGGAGCUGGAGAGAGUCAUCGCUCAUGAACACCAACUCAAAGAGUUCAUGACCACCAAGAAUAAUCGGAGAGCCAACAUGGAUAGUGGGAAAAAAACCAGACGCAGACAGGAGAUGAAGGAGCAGAGGAAGGCAGACGGCGUAGAGGAGACACCUGACUCUCUGAGGAAGGCUUUCCAGCAGAUUCAGGAACUGACUGGAGAAGAUCAUUUGGGGAAGCUGGUUACAAAAUUUAUUCAGGGUGAAGCGAACGAACCUGUACCUUCUCUCACAUGUGUGCUGGAGUUCACUGGCCUUCUGCUCCACCGUGCCGAGGUAUGUCAUCAGAUUACUGUCUGUGAUCCCAGAGGAAGAUCCCAGCAUGCCUUCCAUCCAAGACGCAAUCUGGUCUUCUGGUUAUUAUUGUAUUAUGCAUGUUUUUUCUAUGUUCAGUCUCUACUAAAUAUUGUUUAUAGUAAUGAAUUGAUGGGGGAUGAAAAGGAAUCUUAA
This is a messenger RNA of Sinocyclocheilus grahami, 1010 nucleotides long. RefSeq names its product coiled-coil domain-containing protein 63-like. Gene Ontology annotation, cellular component: axoneme. The record is from RefSeq and is a predicted model, not a curated record. Lineage: Eukaryota; Metazoa; Chordata; Actinopteri; Cypriniformes; Cyprinidae. The transcript is spliced from 7 exons. Bases 153 to 1010 code for a protein of 285 amino acids. Gene Ontology annotation, biological process: outer dynein arm assembly; cilium movement.